This is a messenger RNA of Haliotis rufescens (red abalone), 883 nucleotides long. RefSeq lists its product as uncharacterized. Lineage: Eukaryota; Metazoa; Mollusca; Gastropoda; Lepetellida; Haliotidae. The transcript has 7 exons. The record is from RefSeq and is a predicted model, not a curated record. Bases 144 to 821 code for a protein of 225 amino acids.
UACCACCUGUGUGCUAUACAUGUCUUAUUUCUGUGGCGUCGCGUGUCUAUAAAUAUGUUACGUAAAUACAACCAUUCACUGCAACACGUCCUACACCCUACACUGCAGUAGGACCUCGAAGUGCGAAAAACGUCAUACGAGCCAUGAAGUUUGUACUCGUUACUGCUCUCCUUGUGGUGGCCGUCGUGGCAGACCAACAUCACGACUACACCAACUCGUCAUUAUUCGUCGACUAUCUGAACGAGAUACGGGAUAGUGACGACUUCAAGAGGUUGCCUGGUGAUUCACAGACUCUCUUCAACAGCCUGGUGUCGGCGGCCGUGCAAGGAACGACCGAACUGACUGCUCUAAUAGAUCAAAUCGGAUUUGUCAAGCUUCUCGAACUCUUUGACCUUCUGGAUGAAGAUGACAUUCCUCACUUAGAGGGGUACUUGUCCGCGCACUUGAGGCCUGGGUUCGUAGAUGCUGUGUCCCCAACAUCUGACAUACUCACGACACCAGGCAUUCUCUCGACACCUGGGGCCAUAUCUAAGAAACGUCAAAGUCAGCAAGACUUGUUCAGCUUUAUGAAGGAUCUACACAUCAUCAACUUGAUUUUGGAAGACCUCAAUGACAUCGACAAGCAGAUAUUUAUCGAGAUGAUGUUCGCCGCGCAGCACGAUCAACUCACCCAAUACAUCGCCUCAAAGGGAUACAGUGCAGUCUUGCUGUUAAUGUCCAAUGUCGAUGCUGAUCAGGCUAAAGAGUUCAACCAUCUGGUGGAGGAGCACCUCAAGAAGGAAGCGGCUAUGGCGGCUAUGGUGGGCACACUGGUUGGCUGAUUGUCUGAUUGUUAUUGAUACGCCUUGGGAAUGAAACAGAAUAAAAUUUAAUCAACACUUUA